CGUUCUCACAGCUCCAGCGGCUGGGAAACACACCCGUCAGAGACGCGCAUGAGGGAGAGAAAAAAAGUGCAUCACAGACAAAGGAAAUAUGGGUGCGCUGGUGAGGACUGACUCGUGCCGGGCAACGCAAUGGAUCUGCUGUUUCACUCACCGGGAGACCAAGUAGCGCACCUUGAUGAGGUGCUGGGAUGCAAGAUACUGCAGGCUAAAAAGGCGGAAGGCUGCGUUUAAUCCGUCUGCGGAUCCUGUGAGCUUGCGAUGGCUGUGACGGGGAUAUGCAACUGGACAGGGAGUAAUGUGCCUUUUUAUUUCGUGCUGUUUUCCUUAUUUUGUGGCCUUGCGUUUGGACAGUUGCGAUACUCUAUUACAGAAGAACUAGAAAACGGCGCACUGGUUGGUGAAUUAGCGCACGACCUGGGGCUGGAUAUUCGAAAGCUGGCCAGCCGAAGAAUCAAGGUAACCUCCAACAGCGGAAAACGCUAUGUGAUUGUCAACCCCAAAAACGGGAAAUUACUUGUCAAUGACAGGAUCGACAGAGAGGCGCUGUGUGAUCUCUCCAGCACUUGCCUUAUUAACCUGGAGGUGCUGGUUGAAAACCCCACAGAGGAGCACCAAGUCGUGGUGGAGAUUGUGGAUGCCAAUGACAAUGCUCCGCAGUUCCCCAGAGAUGAGUAUCAACUGGAAAUCACAGAAUCCGCUCUGCCGGGGUCUCGUUAUUCCAUAGAAAACGCCCAAGACCCAGACAUUGGCUCUAACUCAGUCCGCAUGUAUCAGCUUAGCACAAACGAGAAUUUUGCGCUGGUUUCAAACAAACCCUCUCUAAAUACAAAGCACAUUGAGCUGGUGCUCAAAAAGCCCCUAGAUCGUGAGCAGACGCCUUACCACCAGUUAAUUCUAAGUGCUGUGGAUGGUGGGAUACCGGAGAAAACAGGUUCGGCUAAAAUUAACAUCAGGGUGCUGGACUCAAAUGACAAUGUUCCCUUGUUUGACAGUUCAGUGUACAAGGUGAAACUGUUGGAAAACUCGCCCAAAGACACCCUGGUGGUCAAACUGAAUGCAACAGACCUGGAUGAGGGCACAAAUGGAGAUAUUUAUUAUUCUUUCAGUAGCUACACCCCUGAAAGAGUCCGGCAGAUGUUCAGUAUGGAAACUAAUACAGGGGAAAUAAGAGUGAGAAGCAAUGUUGACUAUGAAGAGACACACUCUUAUGAGAUGUACAUCCAAGCUAUGGAUAAGGGACCCGGGGCCGUGGCUGCACACUGUAAAGUGGUGGUGGAUGUUGUUGAUGUAAAUGACAAUGUCCCCCAGAUAGUGCUGUCAUCGCUGUCGAGCCCGGUGAGGGAGGACGCCCGUGCAGACACAGUUGUGGCACUAAUUAGUGUUACUGAUCAAGACUCCGGCGCGAACAAACAGGUGAGCUUAGAGAUUCCAGCAGGCCUUCCAUUCAAGAUCAAAUCAUUUAGAAACUACUACACUCUGGUUACCUCAGCCUUCCUGGACCGUGAGACCACCGAUGCCUACAAUGUCACUCUGAGUGCCACAGAUGGGGGAAAUCCUCCCUUAUCGUCCCAGAAGACCAUACAGGUGGAUGUGGCUGAUGUUAAUGACAACCCACCACGCUUUGAACAGACUUCAUAUACAGUCUAUGUGACUGAGAACAAUGCCCCCGGGGCCUCUUUGUGUACUGUGAAAGCUCAAGAUGCAGACAUAAAAGAAAAUGCACGCAUCACUUAUACAGUGCUCAAUGACAACAACCAUGGCAUCCCUGUAACAUCGUAUGUGUCUGUGAAGGCCGAUACAGGUGAGGCUUAUGCCCUGCGAGCCUUUGACUAUGAGUCACUGAGAGAGUUUCAUUUCCAGGUCAAAGCCCAGGAUGGGGGCAUUCCUCCACUCAGCCGAGUUGCCACUGUCUACAUCUAUAUCAUGGAUCAGAAUGACCAUGCUCCACUGAUAGUAAGUCCUCCUGGCAAUGGGACACGUUCCUUGGAGACGGUACAAAAAAAUGCAGACCCUGGUGCCUUGGUGACCAAAGUAGUUGCGUAUGAUGCAGAUGCGGGCACAAACGCUUGGCUGGUCUAUGAACUGGAGACUGCCACGGACAUGGACUUGUUCAAAGUUCACCAGCACACUGGGGAGAUCAAGACCACUCGCAGAAUCCUGGAGGACAACUCCACUUCAUUCGCUCUAACUGUUGUUGUGAAGGAUCAUGGCCAGCCACCUCUGUCCUCCACUGCCACCAUCAAUGUGGCCGUCAUAGAGGUGGUGCCAAAAGUGGCACCUGAUACCAAGAAGGUCACAAGACCUCACAGCACACUGUUUUUCUCCAACGUCACCCUGUAUUUGAUUGUGGCUUUGAGUGCCACAACGUUUGUUUUCCUGGUCACUGUGGUUGUGCUGGCCAUCGUCCGUUGCCAUGCCUACUGCUCUCAGCCUGGUUCUUGCUCUCCUUGCUGCGGGUCACAGAAACCCCCUCCAGAUGGUGGGAGCAGCAGUGUAAGUGCUGGUGGGGGAGGUGGCGGAGGAGCUCCGGGACAGCCUAAUAGCAAUGUAGUGCUUCGACGAGAUCUUAAAGUGGAACCUCACUACAUCGAGGUGCGAGGAAAUGGAUCCCUAACGAAGACGUACUGCUACAAGACCUGCCUGACUGCCACGUCUGGCAGUGACACGUUCAUGUUCUACAACACAGGCCGGCCCAUCAGUGGCACCUGGGGUAGCGGUGCUGACCGCUUCUUCACCAGUGGAAGUGGAUUUGUACGCAGACUGAGUAUGCCUGAUGCCUCCCUACAAAUCUGCCCAGAGCCAAAAGCCCCAAAUGCUGACUGGCGAUAUUCUGCGUCUUUGAGGGCAGGGGUGCAAGGUGCUGUCCACAUGGAGGAGUCCUCGGUGGUGCAGGGAGCCCAGGGCAUGCUGGUCCAGAACUGGCCUACUGUAUCCAGUGCUGCAGACGGAGAGGGUGGUGGAGAGCUUUCUCCUCCUGUGGGUGCUGGCGUCAACAGCAACAGCUGGCACUUCAGAUAUGGUGCUGGACAAAGUUACAUCCCCCCUCAGCCUCUGAAACCCGGAGAGAUCCCCCCUGAAGCUUUCAUCAUCCCUGGAUCUCCAGCUAUCAUUUCCAUUCGCCACGACCCAGGCCCCGUGGAUGACAAAGGUGACUUCAUCAGCUUUGGCAAGAAGGAAGAGGCCAAGAAGAAGAAAAAGAAGAAGAAGGACAAGAAGGACAAAAAGGAUAAAGGAAAGGAUGAUGGUGAUGAUGAGUAGAGGAGAAGGUGUUGACCUAAAAUCAGUGCUUUCCCAUACUAUCCUAAUUUCACAGCCAGAAAAACAAAUGCAUUUUAGAACCAAGGGGAGCCUCCAUGCUCCAUAUUUGCAUAGACUUUGUACAGCGGCCAAAUCCUCAUUCGACCAGGCCUGGCUCCCACUUCAACCAAACUACAACUGCUCUUUAUCUAAAGGCUGGACCAAAUUUAAACAGAAAAAAAAAGAUCUGUUAGUGAUUUGAGUCCAACCCCACCUUAAACCUCUACCCUAUUUGUAUAAUGACAACAAAAAGCAUCAACAAUGGUGCACCGUUUGUAUCUGACCACUUGGGUGCUGGUGUUGACAUCUCCAACACCCUCUUUUUUUCUUUCUUUGCCAAGUCAAUGUGAAGUGAAAGCCAAGCUGAAAACAAACCCGAGGCUGUUUGUCUUCAGUGCUACAGAGGGCUUGUAGGAAUUCAGAAAAUGUGCUCUUUUGUAAAAAAAAAAGAAAAAAAGAAAAGAAAAGAAAAACUCUAAACAUAUACCUAUAAGAUAAGCACCUUUAAGAGGACGAGGUGGCUGAGAGAAGCUGGACCACACUGAAACGGAGCUCUGCUUCUGUAAAACAUAGCACAUCGUACAGGCGGACAACCUGCUGUGGGUUGCACCAGCUAUGCGCAAGUUUGUUCCCAGGUUAGUUUAUUACUAGGAAUUUGCUUCAUUACUGAUAGUUCAUUUGUAAUUAGUAAGUUACUGAAAUUUCAAUAGAUGUUGGUAAAAGGAAUCCAUAUUUGUCUCUAUAAGGAUAGGACAUUUUGUUUUUGUCCAUUUUCUGCAAAUUAUUCAUUGGUAGCCCUUUUUAUAAGUAACCACUGUGAUUUGGGGAUAUUUAUUGUAUUUAUUUCUUUAUUUUUUAUUUCUUUUUUUGUAAAGAACACAGAAAAGCUAGCCUGGCAAGCCAUCCUUCAACUAUAUGUAUAUAAAUAGUCUUACCCCAACCUAUAGACAGUGCUCAGUCAUAGGGGCGGAGUCUGUGGUUAUCUUUCGAACCGUCUCUGCACGCGAUUGAACAGUAUUAGGACCAAUCACAACAACAAACAAUGUGACGUAUUCAUUACUACGGACAUCAGUCAAUGAGGCAGCCAUAGACCUUUGAAGAAGUAUAGCUAUCUGAUCAGGUCUCUGAGGAAAGGCCAAGUGUAAAUCGUCCAAAAUUGAUGCCAUUCUAUGGAAAUGAGCGCUGUUCCUGCGCCAUUGUUGUUGUUCUGCUCCAUCACAGCUCUGCCGUAAUGGUGCUAACCCCGCCCGACAUCACUCUCCAAAUGUAGAGCAUUGCAAUUUGCCAGAUCAACACUUCACAGAGCCGCUGGUGGACCUGCUGAGGCUACAAUGGAGCGUGGCUACACCAACCUGCAGAGCAAAAUGUGUUGCUGCUGCUAGGGUUUGUCUAGAUUUGUAGGUUGUACAAAAACAAUACAUCACAGGAAACUGAAAGGUCCUAGAAGGAUGCAUUUGGUUUUUAUACUGCAUGUUUACAUCACAUCUGUAUCCAAUUUUAAUCCAGAUGUGAAAAUUCAGGGACAGCAUUUUCAGACUAUUAACUGUCAUGUCAUAUAACUAAAUGGGAACCAUAUUUUUUAUUAUUAUAAAAAGAAAAACACUUUAAAAAUAUUCAAAUAACAUUUGACAGCUGUAGUAUGAAACAGUGGUUCCCAGACAUUUUAGCAACAAAAUAACAAUAGACAAGAGCUCACACAGAAACCUAAUAAAAUACUACUUAUAUACUUUUAUGACUGUUACUUUUUGCUGGUGAAGGUUCUCCGUCAUCCAGUUCAUGGUAAUUCAAAGGGGUUCUAAUGAAGGCAACUGCACUUUUUUGGUUUCUUGAAGACGUUUCACUUCGCAUUGCAGCAGAUUUUCAAUUCUAGCUUGAAUAUGUGAGGGCCAAGCUUCUAAACUGUUGCUGUUUAUUUUCACUUAAUGAGCAGAAAUACCUAUGAAUACCUCCCCUCCUUAACUUCUGAUGAGUCGUCGGGGUCAUUAGUCUCUAUAAUGAGGGAAUUGUUGUGUUGAUUAGAUGCAGGGACACAUAGAGGUAGGGAGGAGAGGUGUUCAUAGAUAGUUUCUGCACAUUAAACAACAAUUGACAGAGACAUUUUAUACGCUUGAUUCUCCCAUUUUCCUUCUCAGAAUUUUGAAAAAUUUUCCUUUUGUCAGAAUUGCGAAGCUCCUCGGAUGUGAAGCGAAAUGUUUUCAAGAAACCAAAGAAGUCCAGCUGCAUUCAUUUGAACCCCUUUGGAUGUUCUUUAGCUUUUGCAUCACUUUUAGUGAUAUUUUUCAGUUUUAGUUCUGGAAAUACUUUAAAGACCCCUAACUUAGAGUUUUGUGGCCCACAUUUUAUAACCACUGAAAUGUAAUGUGUAGAAAAUGGACAGAAGAAUAAAUAGUUUUUUCUAAGGUGCUUCAAGAGUCAAACAGAAUGGAAAUGAAAAGAAAAAGUGUGCAUAUAUAGGGAAAAAUAAGUUGCGCUUAACUGUUGGUGAGUGCAGUUUUGUGACUGUAUCAUUUGCACUUGCUUUAUUGCUUGCUUAAAUAAUUGUUUACCCAAGGCUACGCUCUAACUGAUUUUUGUGCUGGUAUCGCUUGUAAUUUCAAGUCAAUUGGAAUCGGUGGCGAUUUCGGAUGUGGCUGGGGAACCUACGUGCAGCUGAUGCAACUGCCCCCGACCCUGCUUCUUUGACCAAAUCAUCAGUCAAUAUGAUCUGUGUAUCAGCACAUCCAUCACACACACACACACACACACACACACACACACACACACACACACACACACACACACACACACACACUGCAAUCAAACACUGGCUCUCUAUGCCUUGUACUCGUACUUAAAAGGAGCAAACACACACCUACAUUGUUUCCUACAAUGCAAAUCAACAACCAAAUUUAAACUGCACCCUUCUGUGUGGAAAGCUGAAGGCUAGUGCUUAAUAUGGGAGUGUAUUAUAUGGCUGAGAUGCAGGAACGUUGCUUGCCGCUUCAUUUCUGUUCAAGCCUGAUCCCUCCUCUUCUGUCUUUGAAUGUUAAGUAGUUGUUCUUCAAGCUCUGCACCACUGCCUCGACUGCUUCAGUGCUUGUAGGAUUUGCUUGCCCCUGCUGCCUGUUUCCUCCCUCUCUACUCCUGUUUCCUCAAAUCAACAUGGUUGGAUGGCGUCUUUAAAGUCACUCUCCUUCAGUGAACUGUGCAGUUGUAACUCAGUGACUUUUGUGUAUAUUCAUAUAUUUACAUGCACAGAAUAAACACACACACAAAAAGAGAGAGAGGAUGAAACUAAAAUACACAUAAAGCAGACAUAAACAUCUUUUUUAGAGUAAAGUUCAGAUCAAACUGAGCUUAGUUGCUUCUGCCAGCGUGUCUACUCUGACUGCUCAUCGUUGACAGCUCUGUUGUCCCUCGCUUGGCAUUGUGGGGACGCUUGACAAGUUAGCAGCCAGUCAGACUGUGCUAGAUAUGAUGUGAUAAAAUGGUGUAGGGGUGGGCGAUUUGGCAAAUUUUUCAUAUACAAAAAAAUCUUGUACUUUUUUAGGUUAUCGAACAAUGUAAUCACAUUAAUGCCCUUAAAACUGCCCUUAAAAAAAAUUAUAACAGAUAUUUUAGGUCAAACUAAAUUUAGUACCAGAGUUUUACAGUGUUCCUCCCUAACAAUACCAUUUAAAAGGGCUGAAAAUAGCACUGAGGGUGAUUAACUAGGCAUCAACAGCCUUCACUCACAUGAAACAUUAAACAACCUUAAAAUAAUUAACAUUUAUUAGUAAGUCUGUGACAUAAUGUGCAAACCAGUGCCAGUAUUACUAAAACAUUACCACAGUCAGUAGUUAAAGGAUGUUGUUAAAAAGAUUUAUUUAAAUGUUUUUUUCUGAUUAAAACAGUCCAUAAACAGGACAGAAAGAAGAAUAUGUCCUACUAAGCAUUCUACAAAUUCACCUUUUAUGAUUAAAUACUGUCCUAUCGCCCACCCUUUAGAUAGAAUAUAGAACAGAAAAAUGAGAUAGAUGAUAGUUGGUCCAGUGUCAAUAGAUGGGGAAAAGGUGGAAAAGUAAAUUAGGAAAGGUAGGGAAGUUGUUUUCACGUCUGAUGUCGGUGAGAAGUGACCGAAAUGACACCAGUUACCAAAACAAGUAAAACUAAGUUCAGCUACAUUUGGAAAAAUGAUUAAAUUCACAGUGGGAUGUCAACAAGGGUAAAUAUGUUAUUGAGCAACAGUUCUUAGAAACAACACGGAAAGAUUAACCAGCACUCAUGGCUAAACCUUACAAAUAAAUUGUGAAUGGUAAUAACGUUGUUUGGUGCUGAAACAUGGCUGCUAGAAAUAGCCCUUCCAGACAUGAAAGUCGAUCAAAAUGUGAAUAUUAGUCAUGCGAGAAUCAAACAAGUCAUGGGAGUAGUAAAUACUGGAGGAGCUUUAUUAUACCAUGUCAUGUCAUGACAUCUCACCUCAGUGUUCUUUGAUUUUAACCCUUUGUAUUUCCAGUCCCCGUCGACGUUUGUAGGUGCUCAUCUCAGUCCUUUCCACUGACCUGACUCCUACCCCCUGCCUCUUCCUGCAGGUGUACUUCUGUGCUGUCAGAUCACCAAGUGACUGUUUGCAUGUUAUAAGCAAAGGAAACAGAUUUUAUAUAGAUAAUAUAUAUAUAUAAAUAAAUAUAUAUAUACAUAGAUACGUUUUUUCCACUGGGAAAUGUGUAUUGAAAUGCAUAUACCUCUAAUACACAUCGCCAAGAAAACAGACUCACAUUCAACCAUAAAUGAGUACAUACAACACAUGAAGAUACACUGUUGAUAACAGUAAACUGUGGAAAAAAACUAAACGAAACACAUUUUUAUCCUGUUGAAAAUGACUUCAAUCUUCUACAUAUACAUAAUGCUAUUGUGUUAUGCUAUGAAAGGCCUUUUUUCAUGUUUUUACCCGUAUGAUUUUCAUAGAUAAGAAGAUCAAUCCUUAAACUUGUGUUGAGCUUUGUAAUGAUCAAUCAAACACCAAUGUGAAAUAGAGUCAUCUGUUCAUCCUCCAUAUCUGGUUGUUGCUCUGUAGGAAAAAAAAUAAAUGAAAAAGGGAAAAAAAAUAUAAAAACACCAAAACAGUCAUAAAAAAAACGAAGUUGAUGUAUUCUCUGCUUGUGUAUAGUGAAUGUCCCUCAGUCACUGGGUACAGAGGCAGACUGAGGCGUGUACCCGGCGACUGUGGCCGUACAGAUCUGUUCAUGACUUUUUUGUACACCUGCUUAUCAUUGUUAAGGUGAUAAUAGUGAUUCCUAUGAUUUCAUGGAUCUGGUAACGUGUUUUGUUAAGAAGUCACUAAUAAAGCUUUUUUUCUUAAAUAUCUUA
This is a messenger RNA of Nothobranchius furzeri (turquoise killifish), 8625 nucleotides long. RefSeq names its product protocadherin 2 alpha c (gene pcdh2a39). Gene Ontology annotation, molecular function: calcium ion binding. NCBI's taxonomy places the organism in Eukaryota, Metazoa, Chordata, Actinopteri, Cyprinodontiformes, Nothobranchiidae. The record is from RefSeq and is a predicted model, not a curated record. Gene Ontology annotation, cellular component: plasma membrane. Gene Ontology annotation, biological process: homophilic cell-cell adhesion.